CUGUGCAGACUACACAAUCUGUCUGCACAACCGGGAACCAGGGCCUCUGGGUUUCUCUGCUUUGUUUCUUUAGCGAGCCCCGAAAUUGCCGAGCCUGCUGCACGACCACCGCGAGUCGCUGUACCAAUCAUUUCAAUUAGCGGACUCAGCAGCACAAGGCGCAAGCUUGUGGGCUCAAAGCCUGGAGAAAAGAGCAGGAGAAACCCCCCUGGGGUCAAGUUGUCAGAGCGGAACGGUUGUCCAAGCAACUGGACGUUUGGGCGCAGGGCUCUUCGUCUCCUCCGAGCCCUGAGAGGCCCGGCACCGACGGGCCAAAUAUAGUCCCGCUGUGUCUGACUGCAACACCAGUGCUGGAUCGUGCCAGCGUUCAUAAUAAGGGUUUGGCCUCGGCGCGCGUAAACAGCGCGCAGGGGCUCGCUCGCGGGCAAUGCCGCCGCCACCGCCCCAGCCCCACGGCACGGGCCUGAGGCCGCCGGGGGCGUCCCCCUUCUACACGGGGGCUGGGCAACAAGCACCUCCCGGUGCCAUCACUGCCAUGAACACCGGUGCCGGCACCUCAGGCGCCGCCGCUGCUGGGCGCUGCACGCCGCCGCCGUCCACGUGGGAGUGCAGUGGCGGCGCCGCCUCGCCGGCCCCCUCGGCUCCGCCCUCCCGCGCCGCAUCCUCCGCACUCAGCGGGGCAUGCGGGAUGGCCUGCAGCAGCCGCGUCGCUGGUGGCAGCGGUGGCGGCAGCGGUGGCGGCAGCGGUGGCGGCAGCGGCAGUGAGUGGGAGUCGUCUUCCGCCUCUGCCUAUGCUUCGCCCUCUGCAGCCCCAAGCGUAGGCGGCGCGACACCCGCGCAGCUGCGACGGCCGCCUAGCCCCGUCCGGCCUAGUGCUGCUCAACUGCAGCCCCCGUCGCCAGGCGUACAGCGGCACCAGCAACAGCACCACUUCCAUCACCAUCAUGCAGCUAGCACCGGCGGCGCAGCCGGUGGGUCUGGCGGCUGCAGUACCGCUGCCGGGGCAAUCGCACACAGCCUUCAGGCAGCGCACCCGCACCCACACCCACCGCUACACGCGGCGCGGUCGAGCCACAACAUUGCGGCAGCAGCAAGCGGCCUACCCUCGGCGCCCCCGCUGCCGCCCUACCCGGACCCGACGUGCUACUACCUACACUCCACGCCCGCCCUGUCGGCAGGCGGCGCCGCGGCGUCCCCAGGCGGCCUCACGCCCACCGCCCCAGGCACGCCCAGCUACAUGUCACUUCCGGUCGGGGGACCCAGCCCCAGCCCCGCUACGGCGGCAGUCGACGCCGCCGCCGCAGCCGCCGCCAGCUGCCACGGCCAGGCGUCACCCUCCCCCCACCAGCGGCUGUCCUCCCCAGGCUGGCCGCCGCACCUGCCCGCGCACGUGCCGCUGCCGCCCCCGCACUCGGCCUCCUCGGGCGGCGCCGCGCCAGUGGGCCCCGGCGCCAUGCCGGCCGGCCCCUCGUCCGCCAGCAGCACCCACCUGCCGCCGCCGCCCACUGCCGCUGUGGGCCUGUCUGCCGCCGCUGCCGCCUCCUCCACCUCGCGUGUGACCCGCACCACAGUGGAUGACGUGGAGGCCGGCACACACGACCAGGCCGCGACAUCAGGCGGCAGCGGAAGCGGCGGUGGCGGGAGAGCUGGCGGUAGCGGGGUCGUGGGUGGGCCCAGCGGGCACGGCCCCAACAAGCAGCCUACCACCGGCAGUGUCUUCGGUGCCGCUGUGGCGGCGAGCACGGCAGCGGCAGCAGCAGCCGCAGUGGCGGCAGAGGCGGGCACCGGCGCUCUGACACCAGGUGUGUCACCAGUCACUGCCAACGCCGCCGCAGCUGCCGGCAUGGCCGAGGUGCCGGCGGGGGCCGCGACAGCCUACGCCGCCCCACCUGCGCCGCUGCGCCCCAUGGGCAGCCGUGUGGAGGUGAGCGUGAGUGUGCUGGAGCCGGAGCCAUCGCUGGGGCGCCCCGUCAGCCCCAGUGGGGUGGAGCUGGCGACCCUGAGGACCUCGGCGGCGGCGGGUGGCGCCAGCACUGCCGCGGCCGCCGCGGUGGGGGUGCCCAUACUGCUCCUGUCAGCGGGCUCGGCCGGGGCCGCGGCAGCCGCUGCCGCUGCUGGUGGCCCGGUGGUGCCGGGUGUGGUGCUGGCGGCGGGUGUGCCUGCCCCCGAGCCCGGUGUCGACGGAGUGGAUGUGGUGGCUACCCUGCUGGCUAGUGGGGCGCCGCGGCGGCGGCUGGGCACCAGUGGCGGCGGCGGCACAGACCUGGACGAGACCAGCGGCGGCGGCGCAGCGGCGGACGACGGCGACGGCGGCGCGGGCGGUGGCGGCGGUGACGCGGGGCAGUGCGCGCUGCCUGCCGAGGUGCGGCGGCGGCUGCGCUCGCACCUGGGCCGGCACCGCAUGAAGCACAUCCGCAGCUGGAAGGACCUGGCCCACUCCACCGCCUCGCCGCGGCCCGGCUACUGGCUGCUGGGCACCCUGGCGCUGCUGGCGGUGCUGCUCACAGCCUUCUACUUCAUGGCGGGCCAGUGGGAGUUCCUGAGGCCGAUUGACGUGGCGGGACCGGCAGAGGCGCUGGCGCCACCGCCGCCGCCGCCCCCCGCCGGCACCGCCGCCGGCAGCUCUGUGGCUCUGGGCGAGCCGUCGUCCGGCGCCGGCGUCAACAUGACCACUGCCUUCAUCGGCAACCUCACCGCCGUCCCCAACAUGGGCACCGCCGGCAGCAGCACCGCCAGCGCCGCCACCACCAGCUCCCUCAACGUGGCGGCCUACAACGACCCCUACAGCCACAACUGGGGUCCGGACGCGCUGUGGGACUGGCUGGCCUUCUGGCGGCCCAACUCCGCGCGCACCUUCGGGUUCGCCUACCUGCGCGCCUGGGGCGGCCGCUACUGCCCCGACCUGGCUGCGGGCCAGUGGUGGCGCUGGCUGACCGGCCUGCUGCUGCACCAGUCGGCGCUGCACCUGGUGUCCAACACGGCGCUGCUGCUGGUGCUGGCCACCUACCUGGAGUCGCUGUACGGCUGCUGGAGGGUGCUGCCCGUGUUCUUCGUGGCGGGCAUCGCAGGCAACAUGGUGUCUUCCUGGCUGGAGGACCCCUGCACGCUGGUGGUGGGCGCCAGUGGGGCUGUGUUCGGGCUGCUGGGCGCCUACACCGCAGACGCCGGCCUGAACUGGGAGUCCAUACCGCUGCUGUGGCUGCGGCUGGCGGGCAUGGGCCUGGUGGUGGGCUUCAUGCUGGCGCUUCAGCUGGCGGACCACUCCCGCAGUGGCUCGGCGGGGGCGGUCAGCCACGCCAGCCACGCGGGCGGCUUCGUGGCGGGGCUGCUCAUGGCCUGGCUGCUGCUGCCAGACUUCAAGGCCCGGCGCGCCGCCAAGGUGACCCAGCUGCUGUCCGGGCUGGGCCUGGAGUCGCACCUGCCGCUGCCCGACACGCCGCCCGGCCGCCAGCUGUACUCAUUCUGGCAGCGGCACCGCGUGCUGACCUGGGGCGUGCACGGCGUGGCGGCGAGCGUGCUGGUGCUGCAGCUGGUGGCGGUGCCCGCCUACCUGUACACACACACCUUCAAGCACCUGGACUGCGGCGCCGGACGCUGACGAGUUUAGCUUAGGUAAUUGCCAGGAUGUGGCGGUUUGUGUUAUGCACAAUGCAUUUGAAGGUGACCUGCAGUGAGCGGCUCAAGCGGUGCGUACGCAUCAGGGCCCAUGUGGCCAUUACCACAAGCUACUACCUCUCGGCUCCUGACUGUCACGACUGGAAAGUGACUCGGGACUCGCAGUGACGAUGAUGGUGGCGGACCUAAUCUCGUAUUGCACUGACAUUGAGACCAGUUGAAGUGUGACUGUCCAUUCAUGUGCGGUUGUUGUCGGUCGGUUCGUAGCGGGGCAAGGCCGCGUGGAGGAGGAGAGCACGACGCCGCCCAAUCGGCGGUGCCAAUGCGCAGAUUAAGGCCCGGCUGGUGCCUGGUUCGCAGUCUUCGCUGGCGAGUUUUGCAUGGCACAGUGUGUGGUAUGAUUUAUUGCUGUGCUUGUGCUUGACAGCGAGACGUGGCUGGACACAUGGCGGGCGGUGCCUAUACAAACAGACCCCGGCUAUGGCCGGGAGAUGAGGUAGAUGCUUGCGGCCUUAGAGACGCACCAACGUGGCUUGGGCGCUGCCCACUUUCCCCUUGGGAGGGAAAACCAUUAGCGCUGGGUGCUGCACUCCAAGGCUGGCGACCGGCUGCACAACAUCUGCAGUAAGGCAUUCAAUGACACCAUCGUUGGUGUGCGCUUUGUCAUGCCCGGCUUCUGCGAGCGCUGGCCCUCGGUUGCACGCGCUGGCGUUUCCCGGCCGUGCCGCCGGGCAAGUACCGUGGCGUGGGCAACGCGGAGUUUACCAGGCUGGAGCUGCCAAUGAGGUGUCGCGCCCAUACUUUUUUGUGUAACUGACGGAAGAG
Chlamydomonas reinhardtii is the source of this 4440-nucleotide messenger RNA. RefSeq lists its product as uncharacterized. The transcript has 5 exons. Gene Ontology annotation, molecular function: serine-type endopeptidase activity. Gene Ontology annotation, biological process: proteolysis. The record is from RefSeq and is a predicted model, not a curated record. The coding region runs from base 428 to 3598 and encodes 1056 amino acids. NCBI's taxonomy places the organism in Eukaryota, Viridiplantae, Chlorophyta, Chlorophyceae, Chlamydomonadales, Chlamydomonadaceae. Gene Ontology annotation, cellular component: membrane.